Rhinolophus ferrumequinum (greater horseshoe bat) is the source of this 4978-nucleotide messenger RNA. It is a transcript of the gene COBLL1, whose product is annotated as cordon-bleu WH2 repeat protein like 1. The record is from RefSeq and is a predicted model, not a curated record. The coding region runs from base 1 to 3762 and encodes 1253 amino acids. The transcript is spliced from 16 exons. Gene Ontology annotation, molecular function: actin monomer binding. Lineage: Eukaryota; Metazoa; Chordata; Mammalia; Chiroptera; Rhinolophidae.
AUGAGCAACACCUGGAUAUGGGGAAGUGUCCGAAAUGAUGAAAACAGGGGAUGGGAAGAUCAUGGUGGCAGCAGGACGUACCUGUCAGACCUUCAUUUUCGGCGAUUCCCCUUGAAAGCCAAGUCCACUGUGGACAAAGUUGUUCCUGCUGCUUUGUCUCCUUGCCUGUGGCAGUUGGGCUUCUCUAUUGGCCUUCCUGAUAAAACUCUUAUAAAGCCCUCAAUUUCCCAGUUAUCCCUUGCUAAUAAAUCUAGCAUGAAAAAACCAAAAGCCAAGGCACCACUUCCUCCCACUGAAACCAAAUACCUUGAUGCCGCUUCAGUUAAUGAUUCUGUAGAAUCCUCUGCUUUCAUCAUGGAACAGAAAGAAAGCAUGGUAGAUAAAGACAUUGAACUCUCAGUUGUUCUACCAGGGGAUGUUAUCAAAUCUACUACUGUUCAUGGAAGUAAACCUAUGAUGGACUUGUUGAUAUUCCUCUGCGCACAGUAUCACUUAAAUCCAUCAAGUUACACAAUUGAUCUGCUGUCAGCUGAAAAGAACUCCAUUAAAUUUAAGCCAAACACACCAAUAGGCAUGUUGGAGGUGGAGAAAGUAAUUUUAAAGCCAAAAAUUUUGGAAAAGAAAAAACCUACACCUAUAAUACCAGAGAAAACUGUGCGAGUGGUGAUCAAUUUUAAGAAAACGCAGAAGACAAUAGUGAGAGUUAACCCACAUGCAUCACUUCAAGAACUUGCACCCAUUAUAUGCAGCAAAUGUGAGUUUGAUCCAUUACAUACACUGUUGUUGAAGGACUAUCAGUCUCAGGAGCCCCUUGACUUGAUGAAAUCUCUUAAUGACCUGGGACUAAGAGAAUUAUAUGCCAUGGAUGUCAGCAGAGCCACUUCUGUUACUGCCUUCAAUAAGUCAUCUUUACAAGAGUCCUGCCAAAUAUCACAAAACUUAGACAUUAUGAAGGAGAAAGAAAACAAAGGUUUUUUCAGCUUUUUUCAACGCAGUAAGAAAAAGCGGGAUCAAACUGCAAGUGCCCCUGCAACCCCUCUCGUAAGUAGUAAUCGCCCAACUUUUACGAGAUCCAACACCAUUUCCAAGACCUACGUUUCAAACACCCUGCCAUCGGAUAUACCCAAGAAGAGACGGGCUCCACUGCCUCCAAUGGCUGCCUCUCAGAGCGUACCCCAGGAUCUUGCUCACAUCCAGGAGAGGCCGGCUUCUUGCGUGGUAAAAUCCAUGAGUGUGGAUGAAACAGAUAAGGCUACAAAUAAGAGUCCCUGUGGAGCAGGCAUAGUGAGGACAGGCUCUUUGAAGCUCAGUACCUCAUCCGUUGGGAAUUCGUCUUUGAAAAGGACAAAGCGAAAGGCACCUUCCCCACCCUCCAAGACAUCCCUGCCUCAAAGUGAUGAAAAUAGUCAUAUGACUGCCGGGCAGUCAGGACAUGCGGUUCAGGCAGACAGUGUUUCAGAAGCAAGCUUUCCCGAGGGGCUAUCCAGUCCAGAAGGCUCCCUUGGCCCUGGGCUCCCCAGUCACGAACAGUGCACUGUGCCCAAACAGGUGGAUGAAGCCUCUCUCUCCGAGUGCGUUGGAACGCCUGUAGCAUCUCUGACAUCUGGAAUAAGCUCUGAUUAUAGUCUUGAAGAGAUAGAUGAAAAGGAAGAACUGAGUGAAGUGCCUAAAGAUGAAGCUGGAAAUAUUUCGGGGAAGUCACAAGAUAUUUCUGUUAGAUCUACUGAUAUAAUAAAUACACUGAAAAAUGAUCCUGACUCAGUCCUUGGCAAUGAUACUGGAGAGUCCUCACAAAAUUCUAGAGAAGAAAAACAAGAAACUAGAAACACAGAUGGACAAGGACCACACUUGCUGGUAUAUAAUGCAAGCAAUGAAGAGAGGGUAGUUGACAGUUUGAGAAACUUGAAAUCGCUGGGCCCAAACCAAGAGAAUGAUCAAAGUGAAAUAAUUGCCAUUUCAAUGAGCACAGAAGAUAAUAUGAAAAAUGGAGUGAGGAGAACAGAAAUCAGUGUAGGAGGUGUUGCCAGAAAUGACAAUGUGGACAUGAAAGUUAACAGACUAUCAAACUAUCAGGCACAUAAAACUGAACCUGCUAGAAGUUACAAGGAAAAUCGUCUAGCUGCUUCAUCAGUACCAGACGAAAAACUGCAUCAGCCCAGUGCAGAAAAGACAAAAAUGCAAGAUGCAGCAAUUCAGACAACUCCUUCCUGUAACAGUUUUGAUGGGAAUCACCAACAUCAUCAUUUGUCUGACUUUAAAGUUGAUGAAAGUGUUCAAACUGCAAAUAACAACAAGCCAACUCACCAUUCGCCUGUAAGUCCCCGAGAUGCUGUAGAUACCUCAGGAGAAUCCACGAGUCAGGGCUCCAUCAUGGUACAUUCAGAAGAUCGGCUCACCAUAAAAGAUCCAAUUUGUGCACAUGGUAAGGAUGACCUUUUGCCUCCUGUAGACGGGAUUAACAACACUUCAACUUCUUAUGUAAAGAAUUAUCCAUUUUACAGACAAGACUAUAAUCCCAAGCCAAAACCUUCAAAUGAAAUUACAAGAGACUAUAUACCCAAAAUUGGAAUGACUACUUAUAAAAUAGUGCCUCCCAAGUCCCUGGAAAUAUUGAAAGAUUGGGAAUCAGAAACCACACGGUAUCAAGAAGAUCAGGAGAUACAUACUUCAGGAAAAAAGCACCUUCAAGAGAAUGUGAAAGAAACGGCAAUCCAAACAGAAGAUCGUGUUAUUUCUGAAAGCCCCGAGGAGCCGCAGAUAGAUCUGAAACCCAAGCGGAGCCCGAGCACAGAGCAUCCGGUGCACGAUGUGGAGAGCGCCCCCCGGAGCAUCAUGGCAAAUCCUGUGAAACCUCCUCCCAGGAUGAUGAGAGACACUGGCAUAGCUCCUUUUGUGCCGAAUUUGGAAGAUAUAAACAAUAUUUUGGAGUCCAAACUUAAAUCUCGGGUUUCAAAUCCCCAGGCGAAACCAAGUUCUUUUUUCUUACAGAUGCAAAAAAGAGUUUCAGGUCACUAUGUGACAUCGGCAGCUGCCAAGAAUGUCCACACUGCCCCUAACCCUACUCCAAAGGAACUAAUAAAGAAAGAGGUGGAAAGGGAUCCAAUCCCUCCUCCGGAGCAAACUCCUUGUCUCUUAAGUGAAACAACUCACUCGCCUCCACAGCCCCACAUUAAAAGCACUGAUGCUGGCCUCAGCAGUCCGAAGCCUACUGAAACCUCUCCUCCUCCCAUAGCUCCGAAACCUGUUCUUCCCGCAAGUCACGUCGCAGCACUAAAUCUGAAGACUUUGAAAACUUUUGGUGCUCCACGACCUUACUCGAGCUCGGCUCCUUCGCCCUUUGCCCUAGCCGUAGUGAAAAGGUCACAGUCUUUCAGCAAAGUGCGUACAGAGUCAAGUAGGGACGAUGUCUGUGCCGGGCCUCCAGCGGACACAGAGGAGGGGAAGAGUCUUUCCGUAAAUAAAUGUGUGGACAUCCCACAACAAAGUGUGAGUGAUAAGGAAAACAACUCUGCACAUAAUGAACAGCAUUCCCAAAGACCAUCUUCAACGGACUGCCCAUCAUUCACCCUUAAGAGACAAAGUUCUUUAACAUUCCAAAGCGCUGAUCCAGAAGAGAUCCGACAGAGUUUGCUGACUGCAAUCCGUUCCGGAGAGGCUGCUGCCAAAUUGAAAAGCGUUACUAUUCCAUCAAAUACAAUAUCUGUGAAUGGAAGGUCAAGACUCAGCCAUUCCAUGUCCCUUGAUGCCCAGGACAGCCAUUAAACGUUGCCCUACCAUACUGCGCUUCACCUCUUUCACUUCACAGAACAACUUUAUACUUAUGGAGAAUGUUGGCAAAUGUAUAUUCAGAUGUACACUAAUAUAUUAUCUAUUAAAGUGUAAGAAUUUGUGCUAAAGCUUUUAAUGCUAAAAGAAGAAUUACCAGAAUUUAUAAUUUAUAAUAUUUUUGAACUUUUUUUGCCUUAAGAGCUGAAUAUGCUGCUUUAGAACUUUCAGACAAGGUGUUCGUGAUUUUUGUUUUUUUCCAGAUGAGAAAUAGUCACCUUUUCUGAUUCUAUUUACUUAUUGACACAUUCUCUGCGAUGGUGACUUAGACAAAAGGAUAAGUUAAUAAUCAUAGACUUAUAUUUGUAUGAUACAUGAAUAACUAGGCGAACCUAGAUUUGACAUUGGCUGCCUCAGUAUCACAGUUUAAUUGAAAAUGUUUAUAAGUUAUAUUAAAGUCUGUUUUGUGCUGAAAGUAUGGGCUAGAAAACUAAUGAUAUCAAAUAAGUGUAUUCAGUUCAACUGUUAAUUUCAAUGAUGAAUCAUUUAGAGUGCAAGUCUUACCUUGUGCAUUCUUUGUGUAAUUAGAAACUCAGUGUGAAAUUUAUGGGAAGCACAUAGUAUUUUAAUAUUUUAUUAACAUGGAACACUUUUUUUUAAAUCUUUAGAACUUAAAUUGCACAAGGAGAAUUUUAAAUAUUUUCUGUAUGUAAUUAUGACAUUAUUGUUACACAGAUAAUACACAUUUUAUGUGCCGAAGCCUUAAAAAAUCUCUGUGAAAAUGUUGAUAUAUUGUGACAAUUAUUUCAUAUUUGACAUGUAGAGAGGAAUAGGGGUUAGUUUAUGUCCACAUUGGAAAACUUUAAAGAUUAGUUGGAGAUUCCAGAAAUCUGGUUUUAAUUAAAGUAAAAUGAUAAAAUAGUCAUUAUGUAGUUCAGUUGCUAAUAUUCUAAAUAAUAAUAUAUAUUUACAUUAAAGCUAAAACUGUUAAGUAAAACAAUGCCUAAUUUGUUGGCUAAUAACUGUUUUGGGGUCUAGAGUUUGUUGAUGUUUUAUUCCUCCUUUAAGAAUUUAAUUGUUCACUUAUUCUAAAAGCUUUGUCAAACAUGCUGAUAUUAAUAUUAAGUUGGUUUUCACUAAAGCUACUGAGAAAUCUGCCUCUUUGGAAAAUGUGUUGAUUUUUUCUCCCUGUUUAAUAAAAGCAAGUUAUAUA